Molecule: messenger RNA, 798 nt
Organism: Erigeron canadensis
Lineage: Eukaryota; Viridiplantae; Streptophyta; Magnoliopsida; Asterales; Asteraceae
Exons: 3
Coding region: 123-485 (120 amino acids)
Source: RefSeq, a predicted model, not a curated record
GCCCUGAAGAUCUACAGGGAUAAAAAAUCAAAAUUCAAGAAGACUUGGUUCACCGACAGGGGUGGUUCACAGAGGCGGGCAGAACUGCAGGGUUAACCUUCGUAUAGGAUGCCUCCACAGGUAUGGAGUUAUCUACUGGGUUACUGGACCAGCGACCCCGGAUGAUUGCUGCCCAAAGAAACACGACAAACAGGCAGCAACAAGAUAAUAUUGUCAGUACUCACGAUCGGCAGUCAUACGCUCAGCGUGAAUGGCGUUACGCUGAAGAUAAUGAGAGGCGACGUGAGGAGCCGCUUGAGUUCUAUUUGCGGGCCCACACGAGACGAGAUGGGACGGUGCAGAACGCAGUUAUGCCCAUUUAUGAGCGGCUUGUUGAUACCCACCAUAGACUUUCCCAAGUGCCCAAUACCCCCACCUACGCAGACAUUUGUGGACGCUUUAGGGACCCGAUCGGGACAUACUCGUGUGGUUGGGCGUGUCGUUAGGGGAACACGUGGACUAAAUGUCCCCCUCCCGGAGGAUAUAGAGGAACCUCUCCCAGCCUAGCAGUCAUCGUCCUUUAACGUGAGUGAUAUGUUCGCCCAGGUUAGCCCUUGGAGCCAGGCAUCAUUCCAGGCCGGGCCUAGCACGUCAUCAUCCCAGGCUGGGCCUAGCACGUCACGGGCCCACACACAGCGGUUGGGUAGUGAUAGUGAUAGUGAAAGUGAUUAGUUUUUAAUUUUACGAACUUGUUCGUUUAUGUAUGUAUUCAUGGUUUAACUGAAGUUCGAUUUCCUUUUAUAAUCUUCAUUUGCGUGA